Messenger RNA from Thlaspi arvense, 1236 nucleotides. Lineage: Eukaryota; Viridiplantae; Streptophyta; Magnoliopsida; Brassicales; Brassicaceae. The record is from the annotation of a GenBank genome assembly.
AUGUGGUCUUCUUCUUCUUCUUCUUCCUUAGACAAUAACUCUGAACCUUCUUGCUAUGGAGCUUCUUCUACCCAUCAAUGGAGCCCAGGAGGUAUUUCUUUGAAUGGUGUGAGCUUGAGUCAAAACUAUAACAGUGAGAUGUUAAACACAACAGAUCACAACAACAACACAAGUGAAUGUAUGAGUCUCUCUAACAUCCACAAUCACUCGUUGCUCCAACAGCAAGACUUUCCUUUACAAUGGCCUCACGACCAAUCUUCCUAUCAUCAUCAUGAAGGAAAUCACAAGAUCAAAGAAGAGUUUUCCUCAUCAACUACCCCAGACCACCAACAAGGCAUGCCCAAGUUCACAGACAUGUUAAACAGUCCAGUGAUCACAAACUACUCGAAGAUCAAUGAACACAAGGACUACACUGAAAAGCUUCUUCUCAAUACUAUAUCUUCUAGGUUCCCCAUCAAUGGAGAUUAUACCAGCAGCCUUCCAUCAUCAUCUUCUUCUUCUUCUUCACCUUCAUCUCAGUCUCAUAGAGGCAGCUUCAGUCAGAUAUACCCAAGCGUGAACAUAUCUAGCUUGAGCGAGUCUCGGAGGAUGAGCAUGGACAUGACCAACAUCCCAAGACCAUUCGAUAUGAACAUGCAAGUUUUGGAUGGGAGAUUGUUUGAAGGGAAUGUCUUAGUUCCUCCUUUAAAUUCUCAAGAGAUUAGUAAUCUUGGGAUGAGUAGAGGAAGCUUUCCUCCUUUUGGCCUCCCUUUUCAUCAUCAUCUGCAGCAAACACUUCACCCUUCUUCUUCCCCUACUCAUCAAAUGGAAAUGUUCAGCAAUGAAGCUCAAGGAAGCGAAGGGAAGAGACAUAACUUCUUGAUGGCAACAAAGGCAGGCGAAAAUGCUUCCAAGAAACCCCGCGUGGAAUCACGCUCCUCUUGCCCACCCUUCAAGGUGAGGAAAGAGAAGUUAGGAGACAGAAUAGCAGCUCUGCAGCAGUUGGUUUCACCCUUUGGGAAGACUCUAAGCGUCCCCUACAUGAGAGCAUCUAGGAACCGACCAGGAAAAGUCUCCCCACUGGGCUCAUUACCACAAGAAGGGGAUGAGGAAGAGACGAGGGAUCUAAGAAGCCGUGGGCUAUGUCUCGUGCCAUUAUCAUGCAUGACUUAUGUUACCGGAGAUGUUGGUGAUGGAGGAGGCGGUGUUGGUAGUGGCUUCUGGCCAACGCCACCUGGUUUUGGUGGCGGAACUUAA